AUCAGGGUUUCAGUGCGUAACACUGCCGCCAUAGGUGGAGGUCGCAGAGAAGCAUGUUGGGAUUAAAGCUGUGACUGAAUCCGACGGGGCUCCCCGCUCGCACCUGGUCCUCACCGUGACGCACAGGUUACCGGAGUCACGUUGGAGCGCAGCCGGCGGCGGCGGAGGGAUCAACCAAGUUUGGGAUGCAGUGAGAGAGUCUGAGAGAGGAUGCUCGCGCCUCGCAGUUCUUAUUGCGCUUUAAAUUUGGACGGAGAGUAAGGUCGCCCGCGUGGGAUGCGAAAGGAUCAGAUUUUGUCUGGCGUGCGUCGGCCUUAGACACCUCGAGAAAUAUGUGCGGAUUCUGCCGUGUUCGCGCCGCGCAGCGGGGAGAUCACUGAUAGAAUCCCAAAUCCUUGGAUGAAUUUUGGAGAAGGACCUGGAAGAGGGACGAGGGGGCGGGGGGAUCUGGUCCGAUGUGGCGCAUCCACCGCUCUUGACCGCGCGUAAUGGGGAGAAAAGUUCUUUUUUUCUUUUUUUCGGACGCGCUCGUAAAUAACAUGUGAAUCCCGCUUCUUCUGAACGCAGCCGACGAAGUUUCCGAGUCCAUUUCAAACCGUCCACUAUGACUUGAAACACCCUCGGUUCUGAUCGGGACUCCAAUCGAAGCAGUCAGCGAUCCCUCGCACCGCCAAAGACGCGCAGAGGAUUCCUGCAGCAGCGGCAGCAACGCAGUGAAACAAGCCCGAUCCGCAUCAUCAGAGAGAGGUUCCGUCCGGAUGGCUGUGAUGCUGUACCAGCUUGGCCAGAGGUGUGUGAUGGAGCUGGUGCUGCUGACCGUCCUGUCCUGGGUCUCCGUGUGGGCGGAGGAGAAGAUCAUAUUUGACAGACACGCUGUUUACUGGAACAGCUCCAAUCCCAAGUUCUGGCAUGGCGAGUACAGAGUGGCAGUGAACAUCAAUGACUACCUAGACAUCUACUGUCCUUACUACGAGGGUCCUCCAUCCCACGGGCGAAUGGAGCGCUACAUCCUUUUUAUGGUCAACCACGAAGGCUACACUUCCUGCCAGCACAGGAUGCGCGGCUUCAAACGCUGGGAGUGCAACCGCCCCAGUGGUCCUGACGGGCCCCUGCGCUUCUCAGAGAAGUUCCAGCUCUUCACGCCCUUCUCGCUGGGCUUCGAGUUCAGGCCCGGACACGAGUACUACUACAUCUCGUCUCCUCACCCAAACCAUGUGGGCCGGGCAUGUCUAAAGCUGAAGGUGUAUGUCAGACCUCCAGAUGGGUCGGGAUACGAUUCUCCGGAGCCGUUCCUGACUGACGGAGGUCCAGGCUCCGGCGCAAGCUGGGCGGUUCUGUUAGCGGCUCUGGCCCCGCUCGUCCUGGGACCCGUCUUCAGGCUGUGACUACCCCACCCCCAACUCCCCCCUCUUCCCGGAGCGCCCAUCCUGGGAUGAUGGGCUGGGCUGGGCUGGCUGUCCCUCUAAUUCCACCACCCCUCAGGGAAGCCCUCUGUCCUCCACCCUUCUUCUUCUUCCCACUUCCACCUGCAGUAUGACCACCAACCACCCUCCACUGCCAGCCUCUUUUUAUGGUGCCCAGCCACAGAUACCCUUUCCUGGAUUACCUACAAUGUUUUUAUUUUAUUUUUUUUAUUAUUUUUUUUUUAAAAGCAGUCCGGGAAGCUACUCUUCCUUCUCUUAUCCCUGAAUCCUCGGUGGAGCAGCACCUUUUAGCUGAAAACACAAGCGAAAUGUCUCAGCACUCAUAUCAGGGGGUCCUUUUUUGACUUUUGACUCUUGCCCACUGAUGGGGUUAGAAGUAGCCAUGGCUAUGAUUAAACUUGUCGUUCCAGUGCAGUCCCUAUCCUCUAAUCAAGGCAGGGGUUUUGGGGGAGGGUGAGAAGGACAUCGUACGAUAGGCCUGAAUGCACAAAAAUUGGUUUUUUCGCUGCUUCCUCGAUCUAUAAAUUGGAAGUGGCCAAGCUCGCAUUGAAAUUUGAAUUCAAUAGGACGUAGACCAUCUCCAAAGUGCAAUGAGGAUAAGAGCAAUUAUGACGAGAGCAGGAGAAAAGUGACCAGGACUUUGCUGCGAUGUGAAAAGAAAAGUGUGAAAGAAUACAGCUGAGGAAAAAAAAAAACAAUAAGGCAGAGUGGGAAAUGUAACUUACUGCAGUGGCCAGGAAACUUGUUCAUACACUUUGAGCUUUUACAAUUUUGUAAUCUCCAACCACAAGUUUUAGUGUAUUUCCUGACAUUUUAUAUGAUAGCACAAUGCAACAUAACACAUAAUUGUGACAUGCGACAUACGUUUUUUAAAUUUUUUUUAAUAAAUAAAGUAUGAACAUGUGGCAGGCAUAUAGGUUCUCCCUCCUGUAUUCUAUCUUUCUCUCCAAGGCUUUUGGGGUUGUAGCUCUGUCUCAUCUUUAAUUGUAAAAUGCCCGCAGUUCAAUUAGAUUGGAUGAAGAAUCUGAAAAUUUAAAUUGCAUUUAGAUUUAGACUUUGACUGGGCCAUUAUAAAGAGUGAACACUUUGAUCUAAGCUCCUCCAUUGCAUUUCUAGUUGUAUUUUUCGGGCAGUCUCAAAUGUUCUGCAGCUUUUUCUUGUGUCAGCCUUGUUGGACACUCAUCUCUUGAUAGAUUUGGUUUCUUUUUAUAAUCGGAUGAUGGACUGAAAGAACUGAAUUCUAAUCGGCGCCUCAAACAGUUGGGACAAUUAUACAACUCAGUGUUUCUCUAGCACAUAAAACCCCAGUAAAACACAUCGAACCUGAUGUAAUGUGACAAAAUGGGAAAAAGUUCAAGUGGUAUAAACACUUUUGGCAAAACAUUUCAAGCUGUGUGCGUUCGCGACAGUUUUCCAGGAGCUCUGACUUUGCAUCUUGGCGACAAGUAUAACCAUAGCCUGUUUUAAUGGGGUGGGGGACUGGGUGGGAUAUCAUGGGUGGGUUUGGUGGGGUGUAGAUUUUCAGGUGGGCUGUAUUUUGUCUUUUAUGUGUUUCUAAACAAAGCAUUUAUCACGGCCUGGCCUGCACAGGCGUAUCCAGCACUAGCUAAUGUCGUCUGGGUCGGGUGACUUUUGGAACCAGGACUUUCUCUUGUAUGAAUGUACCACUGGCCACCCACCUCUUUGUUAUUUCUUUGUUGUUUUUUUUUUUCUUUUCUCCGUAUUGUCAUGACUGUGGUCACUUACAGUACCUUCUCUCGGACUGGCAGGAUUUAUCAAUGGCUCUGAGAUUCGACGAGAAGGCGGGGGUUGAAGGGUGGGAGGGCAGGUGAGAAAAGGAGGCGACACUCAAGUUGCAUGACCACUGUGAAACCUUCAGAUCAAACUUGUUUCUAUUGAUAUAUUUUUUCAUGGUGAGAAAAAAGGAAAAAAAAAAUCAGAAAACAUCCCGCUUCAACUCUUUUGCUCUCCCUGAGACUUUUUAAGACAUCAAAGGUGGGGUGGGUGGGGGUAAUAUUCAGACUCCUUCCUCACAUAGUUUCUCCUGUCUGGGCUCUCAGUCGUUGAUGGAUUAGCUUGGGCUGGAAAGAUAAAUGGACCCGCAGGGCGAAACUGACUGGAAAUCGGCCCCCGAAGCCCAACUCGGAUCACGACGAACGUAAACAAGGACUGAAGCUGGUCCGGGGGGUUAAACCAAUAAGGGAAGCACAUAGACUGUGGCAAAUGAGGCGAGGUGUGUGAGCGAGCUGCGUGUGAGGUAGCAUCACAAAAACACACAUAUGCACACACACACACACAAACACUUAAAGCGACAGUGAAAGCCCGCACGGACAAGAGCGAUCGUCAAAGAAAGAGUGUGUUUGAUGGGACUCGAGCAUUAAGAGUAAGCACUGUGAACACACACACAUACACACACACACAGACGCACACACACGCACAUACGUAACAAUCCAUAAACAGAUAACCACACUGGCCAACAUACAUGCAAAAAAAAAAAAAGAGUGCAGUUGUAGACAUUUACAAAGACAUGCAAACGUGUACAAAACACAAACAAGGGGAAAUGCUUGUUCUCCUAUUCCAUCUUAUUUUUGUAGCAUUUAAAAUCACUGUUAAUUACUCCUUUGUGGAAUGCAGUGAUGAGGUUAUCGCCUCAGAAGGAUUACAACAACAACAAAAGUGUGUCUUCUCUUCUUCUGUUCCACUGACGCUGUCCCUCUAUCGUUUCUUCUUGUUCUCCGCCGGUUUGUGAUCCACAGUUGGUAGCGGCUUUAGGAUGCCCCCAGGUCUGAGCGUCAUGUAUGAGUUUGUCUCCUUUUCUGUUCGUGGUGUUUUUAGGGCGGGCCUUCGCCAUCGGGGUCGUUCAGUUGGGAACGGUGGCGUACGCAGAAGUCGGCUCGGGGAGAGAAACACAAAUAAAGAUUGUCUUUUGUCUACUUGAAAACAUCCCGCUUGAGUGGAAUUUCUUCAGUGGAAAUGUGAAUUCAUUCUCGUUUUAUCCAAUCCUCCCCCCCCAAACCUCCACGCCUCCUCCCAAAGGGCAGAUGAUUGUAUUUAUGUAUUAGACUGCACCUGGGUCUUUAUUUGCCCAGUCCAUCUUUCUCUGACGUCAGUCUUGGAAUGGAGAUUAUUGAGCUCUGCCAGUCAAAGCAUGAAAUUAUUCAGAAGAAAUCACCCUCGCUCAUCUUCAGCUGUUUCCCCCUCAGGGAAGUGACAGCUAAUCUGAACUGCUGACAACGUGGAGACAGAAUAGCUUGAAAGCCUUUCCUCUUGUGUUUCUCUCAGAUUUCCUGCAUGGUGACUGACCAGCGAUGGGAAGUAACAAAAGAGCAUGUCUUCAAAUGCUGUUCUGGGGUUUUAAUUGUCUUGAAUAUUUCGAUGGCCAGUUGCUUUCCACAGUAUUACAUUUUCGGAGGGAUAUAUUGUGUCUUUUACUGCACUACAUUGAUUUUAUAGUUAGAGUUAACAGGUUACUUUGAAAAUGUUCUGUAUAAAAUGAUCAGAUUUUUAAAAAUACACCAUUUAAAUAAUACUAAGUGGUUACCACAAGAAAACGGUGUCAAGUUGUCAUUUCUCUGCGACUGCGUUUCCAUUACUUCUCCAUUUCUACAGGAGCCGGUCCAUGGUGUGAGAAAACCCUGCAACUUCUUCAGCGCUCCUGGUGGCCUGCGGGCUCCAGGUUCAUCUGAGUUUAGACAAGACAGGUUUACAAAAGCACACAUUUCUCACUGGUUAGCAGGUUUAAUUCCAGUUAAUCCUCCACGGGUUUAGACUGAUAGUUAUAUUUUAAUUUUAUUAAACUGUUUCUUCUGACUGACAGGAAAAUUUACUUUCUGAUGACUUGGAGGUUGUCACUGGAGAUAAAUCAUCAAAAUAUCAAAGGAAACGAGGAAAAGCUGGUAAUUAUGAAGAAAGUUUAAAUGCUGAAAUGCUAGUAAGAAUUUUCCCACUGAUUACUGAGAAGAGUUUAUUAGAUUUUUGUUGUUGUUGUUGUUAUAGUUAAUAUGUAAAUAAAACAUAUUAUUCCUAUCAGAAACAAAAUUCUUUGUUGAAUGAAAAAUUACUUUAAAUCUAAAUUUGCCAGUUCUGAGCUGGGUUUAACUUCAUGGGUUAAGAGAAGAAAUGGCUUCAAAAAAUCAAAGGUUUUUACAUUUUUAAGUCUUUUUUACAUUUUAAAGUCAAUGAGAUGCCAGAGAACAUGCUGGCAUGACUGUAAUUUUCUCUGUUGUGCCAUUCUAGGCAUGAAUUACAACAGCACUCACAAGGAAAAAUGAUUAUUAUUAUUAUUCUAUCAAAUAAACCUGAAAAUUAUCAAGCGUCUGUUAAAUCUGCAAUAGUGGGACAUAUGCUCAGUGCCUAAUUCAGACGUGUAAUAUCUCAUGGUAAGUUUAAGGC
Messenger RNA from Poeciliopsis prolifica (blackstripe livebearer), 5816 nucleotides. It is a transcript of the gene efna2a, whose product is annotated as ephrin-A2a. Gene Ontology annotation, biological process: osteoclast differentiation; axon guidance; ephrin receptor signaling pathway. Gene Ontology annotation, molecular function: ephrin receptor binding. The coding region runs from base 759 to 1385 and encodes 208 amino acids. Gene Ontology annotation, cellular component: plasma membrane. The transcript has 4 exons. NCBI's taxonomy places the organism in Eukaryota, Metazoa, Chordata, Actinopteri, Cyprinodontiformes, Poeciliidae. The record is from RefSeq and is a predicted model, not a curated record.